Messenger RNA from Sphaeramia orbicularis (orbiculate cardinalfish), 2069 nucleotides. RefSeq names its product DEAD (Asp-Glu-Ala-Asp) box polypeptide 39Ab (gene ddx39ab). The coding region runs from base 95 to 1378 and encodes 427 amino acids. The record is from RefSeq and is a predicted model, not a curated record. NCBI's taxonomy places the organism in Eukaryota, Metazoa, Chordata, Actinopteri, Kurtiformes, Apogonidae. The transcript has 10 exons. Gene Ontology annotation, molecular function: RNA helicase activity; nucleic acid binding; ATP binding.
CUUCCGCUUAUUUGCACAAAACCAUCUCGGGCCUCCCCCCAUGCGGUACUGAUCUAUUAGUUAACUCGUAUCUUACACCGUAAAGACAGACAUAAUGGCCGAGAACGACGUUGACAAUGAGCUUCUCGACUAUGAAGAAGAUGAGGAGCCUCAGGGAGCCCCUGAGAGUGCAGCCCCCGCAGGAAAGAAGGAGGUGAAGGGUUCUUAUGUCUCCAUCCACAGCUCUGGUUUCAGGGAUUUCCUGCUCAAACCGGAGCUGCUCCGUGCCAUCAUUGACUGUGGUUUUGAGCAUCCAUCUGAAGUCCAGCAUGAAUGCAUCCCACAAGCCAUCCUGGGUAUGGAUAUUCUUUGCCAAGCCAAGUCUGGUAUGGGCAAAACAGCAGUGUUUGUGCUGGCCACACUGCAACAGAUUGAACCUGUUGAUGGUCAGGUCUCUGUAUUGGUCAUGUGCCACACACGAGAGUUGGCAUUCCAGAUCAGCAAAGAGUAUGAGCGUUUCUCCAAGUACAUGCCCACAGUAAAGGCUGCUGUUUUCUUUGGUGGUCUGGCCAUCAAGAAGGAUGAAGAGGUCCUGAAAAAGAACUGCCCUCAUAUUGUUGUUGGAACGCCCGGCCGUAUCCUCGCUCUUGUCCGCAACAAGACCCUCAGUCUGAAGAACGUCAAACAUUUUGUCUUGGAUGAGUGUGACAAAAUGUUAGAGCAGCUAGACAUGCGAGGUGACGUACAGGACAUCUUCAGGCUCACACCCCAUGAGAAGCAGGUUAUGAUGUUCAGUGCUACUCUCAGCAAGGAGGUCAGACCAGUCUGCCGCAAAUUCAUGCAGGAUCCCAUGGAAGUAUUUGUGGAUGAUGAGACCAAACUUACACUCCAUGGUCUGCAACAGUACUACUGCAAGCUCAAGGACAGUGAAAAGAACCGCAAACUCUUUGAUCUGCUCGAUGUUUUGGAAUUUAACCAGGUGGUGAUCUUUGUCAAGUCAAUUCAGCGCUGCAUCGCUCUGUCCCAGCUCCUAGUGGAGCAAAAUUUCCCUGCUAUUGCCAUCCACAGGGGAAUGGCUCAGGAGGAGAGGCUGUCUCGCUAUCAGCAAUUCAAGGACUUCCAAAGGCGGAUCUUGGUGGCCACUAACCUCUUUGGCCGAGGGAUGGACAUUGAGCGAGUCAAUAUUGUCUUCAACUAUGACAUGCCAGAAGAUUCUGACACCUAUCUGCACAGGGUUGCCCGUGCUGGCAGAUUUGGGACCAAAGGUCUAGCUGUAACCUUUGUGUCGGACGAGACAGACGCCAAGACUCUGAAUGAUGUGCAGGACCGCUUUGAGGUUAACGUGGCUGAACUGCCAGAUGAGAUCGACAUCUCAUCUUACAUCGAGCAGUCCAGAUGAGUCUUCCAGCCAAGCGGGUGUCUCCUUUUCCAUGGAUCUUGUGUCUUGUACUUGGAAGUAGAUGUACUUCAUUGUUUUGAAAGCUCUGCUCGUUCCCUUUGUUCACCAAACAUUUAUUUUUAUUGUCCGAAAUGGGGACUGAGGGGUGUGCUUGAUUUUAAUUUGUCUUUUACUGUUUGUUUUUGCUCAAUGAAAUUAAAACUUUUUAUAAAAUGCCAUUUCACUUUUGUGGUCUCUUGUAAGGCUUUUGUUUCUGCCACAGUUUUUUUUUUUUUUUAUUUUAGUCACCAGCAGAGCUUCAGGGAAAUGGUCAGAUGUAGUUCUGAGGAACAUGUAAAAGUAACUAUUAGCCUUUUUUGCCCCUAAAUGUUGAAACUAGGUUUUGUAUAGGAGUGUAUGUCUCAUUUCCCCCUCCCACUGCAGAAGAGUUGGCCCUUUUUAAAGUAAUCAUGUAGUCAUGUAGUGACAGUUGUGAUUCUAGCUCAUAUGGCAGCUCUUUUCUUUGAAUUUACAAUUGAAUGCCUCCAAUAAAUGAAGUCAAAGUGAAGCUGUAGUAAUGAUUUUCCAGAAUUUUGAUACGAGUAUGUUAUUGCCACACUGUGCAUUAAUAAAUGCUUAAUGUAUCUGUCUGUAUCUUGUAUUCACAUACAAAGCUAUAGUAACAAAAUGUAAUAAACUGUUUCACCAAAAA